Trichogramma pretiosum is the source of this 4105-nucleotide messenger RNA. Its product is annotated as histone lysine demethylase PHF8-like. The record is from RefSeq and is a predicted model, not a curated record. NCBI's taxonomy places the organism in Eukaryota, Metazoa, Arthropoda, Insecta, Hymenoptera, Trichogrammatidae. Gene Ontology annotation, biological process: protein demethylation; regulation of transcription by RNA polymerase II. Bases 202 to 3216 code for a protein of 1004 amino acids. Gene Ontology annotation, molecular function: histone demethylase activity; transcription coregulator activity. The transcript has 12 exons.
UCGGCCGAGCCUGCGGAUCGUCGAACGCUCGCGCCACACAUACGCACGAACGUACUUCGUGCGUUCUCGACUCGAGAGACGAGGCCUCUUUUUUUCCGUGUCGUCGCGCGAGUGCAAGUUAUAAAUCUUCGCCGAAGACCCUCGCCCGAGAGAGCUCGUGACAGCCAGCAACGGCAUCCCUAACGAGAAGACGAGAAGACGAUGGACAUGGAAGAGCCACCGGCGGUAUCUGUUUGCCUCUGUGGCACUUCCACCGAGUUGGACCCAGACGUCUUCAUGAUACUCUGCGAUAUAUGUCACAUUUGGUAUCAUGGAAGAUGCGUGGGUGUAACAGAGUACAUGUCCACUGACAUCGAUAAGUAUCACUGCCCUAAAUGUGAUGAAGAGUAUGGUCCUAUGACAAUGAAACCUAGAAUCAAUUCGCAUCGACAUGAUUAUUCUGAGCAACAAGCGGACUCUAAACCAGUGCAAUCGGGUACACCCGUAUUCAUAAGAGAACUCAAGUCCAGGCAUUUCCCAAAAGCUGAUGAAAUCAUUAAGCAUUUAAAAGGUCAACAGCUAACCAUGCAGUAUUUACAAACAAAUGGUUUCGAUGUUCCAAUAAUGGUUGAAACAAAGGAUGGUCUUGAUAUUGUGGUUCCACCACCAAACUUUACUCUUCAUGAUGUAGCUAAAUAUGUUGGGGCAGACAGAGAAAUAGAUGUCAUUGAUGUAACAAAACAAAAUAAUAUAUCAAUGAAACUGGGUGAAUUUGUCGAGUAUUAUUAUGAUCCAAAUAGAAAGAGAAUUCUGAAUGUUAUAAGCUUAGAGUUUUCAAGUACUGGUCUUUCACCGCUAGUAGAAGCCCCGUAUAUUGCUCGUAAGUUAGAUUGGGUAAAUUAUGCAUGGCCAAGAGACUGGCCAGCAGAUAGCGAAUUGAAAAAACCGGAAGUCCAAAAGUAUUGUCUUAUGGGGGUGAAAGAUAGUUUUACAGAUUUUCAUAUUGACUUUGGUGGAACUUCUGUGUGGUAUCAUGUGUUACGUGGUGAAAAAAUAUUUUACCUAAUUAGACCUACUGCAGCAAACUUACAACUAUACCAGCAGUGGACGUGCAGUGCUACUCAGAGUGAAACGUUUUUUGGAGAUCAGGUUGAUAAUUGCUAUAAAUGUGUUAUAAAGCAAGGACAGACUAUGCUCAUACCUACUGGCUGGAUUCAUGCGGUAUUAACUCCAGUAGAUUCUUUGGUUUUUGGAGGAAAUUUUAUUCACAAUCUCAACAUACCAAUGCAAAUUCAAAUUUAUGAUAUUGAGAAAAAAACAAAGACCCCUGCGAAAUUUCAAUAUCCAGGAUUUGAAACCAUACAUUGGUUUGCUGCCAAACGUCUUUUAAAAGAGCUGAAAGACUUGAAUGUUGAGAACAAGAAGUGUCCAGCUUAUCUUUUGCAAGGAAUGAAAGCAUUAUUAAGCAUACUCAAACAAUGGAAUACAGAUAAAGAUUACAAUAUGUUAAGUCGACUUCAAAUACCUAAUACCAUCAACAGUUCAAGGUUGUUAAAAGAUUUCAGUAAAGAGAUAAGACAUGCUGAAAAAUUUUUGAUGUCGUUGAAUCCACCUAAACCCGAAAGGGAAAGUAAACGUAAGAAGAAAAAGCCAGUCAAUAAAGAUUUUGUCGAUUUUAAAACUGUUGAUCGUUCAUCGGAAUCACCAAAAGCCAAAACGCCAGCUAAAGAAAAAUUAACAAAGAAACAAACUUCAGCCAAGUCUAAAGCAUCAUCAAACGCAAAUAUGUUAAAAAUAUCAUUACCGAAACCAGAUCCAAUGCCAAUAGAUAAACUCAGUCCACCAUUUCCUGAACAACCCCCACUUAUUUUACCAGGAUCACCUAUGAAAAAAACCAUAAAAACACUGAGUCCUAAAAAACCUACCCCUAAACGAUCCGGUUCUAAGAAAGGCGCGAGCGCAGGUAAUGUACAGAAUGUCUUGAAAAGUCCAAGCCCUAAAAAAUCAACUAUGAAAAAAUCACCAAGUAAAAGUAAAAAUGCAAACAAAUCUAAAAAUAUAGCAAAGAAUAAGCUCAAGCUUAUCGAGGAAGAUACCAGCAAGACUACAAAGGUGGUUCCAGUCGUUAACGAUAUGUACGGAAACUUCUCGCUGGAUCAAGGAGUGGAAACUCGUAAGGAACUAACUUGGCAACAAACGACGUCUGUUUACGAUUUCCACGACGGGAGCAACGAGAGCGAUUACGGCGGUUUUACCAUCGACGAAGCGCCAAAGAGAAAACGGGCCAAGGCAGCAGAUACUAAUCCAAAGAGAUUGAAGAAACUAGAUCCCGUAGUUGAGACCGCUACUACCGCGCCUAAAAACGGUAUCGAGGAGUUGCUCAAAGCUUCCAUUUAUACGCAAGGUACAGGGACUAAUCCAAGACUCGAACAAGUCCUUCCCUCAAAUAUAGCAAGUAGUGCCCAAUCAGCACCUGCUACAACAGGGGCUUCUCCUUCGACGAGAGACGCUAUUGCCGGAAUGUUAUCUUUCACAGCACAAUGCUACUCGACAACUUCACACACGUCACCGGUCAAGUCGGGCAGGGUAAUUAAGAAAAAAGAAAUCGAAGAAGAAGUGGUGCAGAUCGACGACGAUCUCAUUGAAAAUAUUGAUAAAGUUCAUCAAGACGACGACUUCAUAUAUCCCGCAUUGGACGUCUCGGACGAUGAUGACGAAUUCGGGUUCAAAAAUAAAGGCAAAAAAGAGGAGGAUGAAUCGUGGAAUCCCAAAGCUAGAGUGGGGCCACUCUUACCGAAGACCAACAGACCUGCGCGCGAGGGCGCGAAAAAAACCUCGGUCGAAAAGGGUCUGGAGGCAGCUGCCAAGAAAAAAUCGAAAGCAACUACAACGCCGAAGAGAAUUUACAAACGGAAAAAGAAGGAUACUGUGUCAGAUGUAAUUGACACUGUAGCAACUGAAGAAGAAGUUGUUCCCGGUCCGUCGCUUCCAGAUGACACGAAUGAAACAUCUUCUUUACUUCCAACUGAACCAACUGUUUCCGGAUUCAACCCCCUAAGUCCCUCGAUGAAUCCUUUCUCGAACUACAAGUCGGUCUUGACGAGCCCAAACAGAUUAAAAGAGGUAAAAGCAAAACUCGCUGCACCGAUCCCUUCUGAACGGAAACCGAAAAAAGGUAUGAAAACCGUAAAACAGCGUUUAGGAAAAAUUCUUAAACUUCACAAAAUGUGGCAUUAACCUAAUGUUGCGUUUUGUCAAUGAAAUACCCAGUAAAUCUGAAAUUGCAAAGAUACAUAGUGUAUCAUAUUAAUGUAAAUAUUAUUCUAAAUUUAUACAUAAAUAGUAGAGUAAAAAUAUGAAUUUAAGCAUUUUUACGAAAAAAAUGUCAGAAUUAUCCUGCGUUGGAAGUGUUUGAAAUUGUAAAUUGAUUUUAUACGAGUAGUGUGAAACUUUGUAUCCUUUUAUUUACAAGUAACUCGCAGUACUUUUCUGACUAUCCGACAUUUUUUACGAGCAAAAUAGUUUAUUUAUUAAAUAAUAAAUAUUGUACAAAAUAUAGGCAAGAAAUCUAAUGUUAAAAAAUAAGAAUAUUUAUCAUAGUUACACCCAAAAAUAGUUGUAAAUUAUACACAUUUAUAAAAAUUUAAUUGCAAUUGGCUAAAAAAGUAUUGUUUACGUAGAUUAACAGUAGAGCACGAAAUGACUGCUAAAGUGAAGGAAAAGAUACUCUUUGUCUCUCUGUCCACGUUUUUUACGAGACACUGAACUUUCUAAUUCAAUUAUAAAAUAUUUCAUAUACAGGCAUUGACAAUACACGCUCAAUGUAGUAUAAGUUUAAUCACAAUAAUUAAAGUUUAAAUAUAAAUAUGUAAUUUGUGGCAUAUUUAUAAAACAUCAAAACAUAAAUAGCUAAAAAACGGAAACUUAACACUAACAUAUGGACGUAACUUGUGUAAACGGUUUUUAUCCGUAUUUAAUUAUCUUUGUUAUUUUAUUUUAUACAUCAACCAAUGUAAAAAAAUGAAUUUGCAUUUUGCAGAUUUUUUAUAAGUUUUAUCAGUAUUAUCAAUUUGAUUAUAUGUAGAUUCACGUUAAGAAAAUAAAAAUUAAAUUUAUAAGAUUUCAA